Messenger RNA from Nicotiana tabacum (common tobacco), 1949 nucleotides. The record is from RefSeq and is a predicted model, not a curated record. NCBI's taxonomy places the organism in Eukaryota, Viridiplantae, Streptophyta, Magnoliopsida, Solanales, Solanaceae.
GUACAGCUAACGGUUACUCCAAGAGCAGAAGGUACUCUAAGGAUAGUCGGUAUAAGAUGGAAGCUGUCAGGCUCUGUGGCAGGAUUUUGUACUUUUGAUUCCGACUUAGUCAGAAAGAAAGUUGUGAAAGGAAACAGGAAAUCUAAACGAUCUACAAUCGACAACCUGAAGUUCUUAGUCAUAAAGAGUCUACCGAAGCUUGAGGGCGUCAUUCAUCACCUCCCCGAAACAGUUUUCGUUGGGGAUUUGCGGUGUAUUACUCUGGAGUUGAAAAAUCCAUCUAAAAUUCCGGUUAAAAAGUUAAAGAUGAAGGUCAGUCCACCAAGAUUUCUCCAAAUUGGACACAAGAAAGAUUUGGAAGUUCAGUUUCCUGCUUGCUUGGAAAGGAAAAAUUCAAGACACAGUUCCUUGAGGUCAAAGACUGAUAAAGUAACAGAUGGCAUUUUUCUGUUUCCUGAGGACACAGCAAUUGCAGAUGGAGCUCCAAUCUCAUGGCCUCUCUGGCUUAGGGCUGCAGCUCCCGGAAAGAUAUCCUUACAUUUAGCAGUAUACUACGAGAUGGGAGACAUAUCAAGUGUUAUGACAUAUCGUACCUUACGCUUGCACUUCAAUAUAGAGGUACUACCAUCUUUGGAUGUUUCUUCCCAAAUCAGUCCUCGUCCAUCUAGACUGCGGGAGUUCCUUGUCCGAAUGGAUAUUGUCAAUAGGUCUAGCUCAAAAGGCUUUCAGGUUCACCAAUUGUCAUCUGUUGGAAAUGAAUGGGAGAUAUCAUUGCUCGAACCAACCAAAGUCCUCCCUUCAGAUUCUCUACUUGCUGGUCAAGCAAUUUCAUGGUUUUUCAAGCUCAAGAAUUGUAGAUCGGUAACUGAUGAAGACUCUGUUUCUUCUCUUCGCCCUCUGGAGAAGGCAGACGUCAAUUUGCUUCGUGGCAGUGAAGUGCUUUUUGAUCUAUACAACUCUCCCUUGUCAGAAUUUCACCAUUAUGAAAGAGUACAUCAGAGAAUGUUGGAUCAGGAGCAUGAAGACACAGUAGACUUUAUAUUGGUAUCUAGAUCACAAAGUGAGGAGAAUCAAUGUGCAAAUAUUUUCUCACAUCACAGUUGUCACUGCAGUGUCAGGACCAGUAGCCCAAUAUGGUGGACAAUGGAUGGCCCCCGAACUGUGAAACAUGACUUUAAGGAACCUUUCUGUGCGAUUACACUAAGAAUAGUUGUCCAUAAUUCCUCUGAUGAUGUUGUGUCCAUUCGCUGUAAUCCCUCUGAUUCUGCAGUCAGCUUCAGCUCAUCAGGCAAUGCAUCUGCAGCUCCUGGAAAUGAAGUAGGCUGGCACGAUUUGUCACUGUCGAAUGACAUCAAAAUCACAUCCGAUGUCCUGGGAGCUCGAGUCGUGAAGCCAACGUCGUCUGACACAGUUCCACCAUUUAUUUGGUCAGCUUCAAGCUCCACUCAUUUUGCACUCGAGCCGUUAUCUUUUAGGGAAAUUCCUGUUGAAAUUUGUGUGUUCUCACCCGGCACAUUUGAUCUAUCAAACUAUUCGUUGCACUGGAGUUUUUCAUCCCCGAGUUAUCAAGGGAACAAUGGAGACAAAUCGAGAGCUUUGUCGGGAACAUGUCAGGGACAUCCAUUCUACAUAACAGUGCUUUAACAAGAUUGAGAGCUCGGGUUAUAGUGUAUUUGAGAAGAGGCAAUCAGCCUGCAAUGAUUUUGUAAGUUGUAAAUUGUGUUCUUGUAUUUACACAGAAAUAGAAACGUCACUAUGGAACAAAAUAAAACAAAAUUUUGACUGAGCAGUAGGAUACAAAUCUAAUUUGUUUCAGCCUCUUGGGACCAAAUACGGGACCAGCUUGUAAUCCACCCAUUUUGUGGUUUAAGAAUUUGGACGAUGAAAAUUUAGUUUCUUCUUCUUCUUCUUCUUUGGAAGAUGGAAAAUUUAGUUUCUUGACACUUGCA